AUGAAAAUUGCAGUUUAUGGAAAAGGUGGCAUUGGUAAAUCAACAACUAGUUGUAAUAUUUCUAUUGCAUUAGCAAGACGUGGAAAAAAAGUUUUACAAAUUGGAUGUGAUCCUAAACAUGAUAGUACUUUUACUCUUACAGGUUUUUUAAUCCCGACAAUUAUUGAUACUUUACAAUUAAAAGAUUAUCAUUAUGAAGAUGUUUGGCCUGAAGAUGUUAUUUACAAAGGUUAUGGAGGAGUUGAUUGUGUAGAAGCGGGAGGACCACCUGCCGGAGCUGGUUGUGGAGGCUAUGUUGUAGGUGAAACUGUAAAAUUAUUAAAAGAAUUAAACGCAUUUUAUGAAUAUGAUAUUAUUUUAUUUGAUGUUUUAGGCGAUGUAGUUUGUGGUGGGUUUGCUGCUCCAUUAAAUUAUGCUGAUUAUUGUAUAAUCAUAACAGAUAAUGGAUUUGAUGCAUUAUUUGCAGCUAAUCGUAUUGCGGCUUCAGUUAGAGAAAAAGCUCGUACACAUCCACUUAGAUUAGCUGGAUUAGUAGGAAAUCGAACAUCAAAAAGAGAUUUAAUUGAUAAGUAUGUAGAAGCUUGUCCAAUGCCUGUAUUAGAAGUAUUACCGCUUAUUGAAGAUAUUCGAGUAUCCAGAGUAAAAGGUAAAACAUUAUUUGAAAUGGUAGAAUCACAGCCUUCACUGAAUUAUGUUUGUGAUUUUUAUUUAAACAUAGCUGAUCAGAUUUUAUCACAACCAGAAGGAAUUGUACCAAAAGAAGUUCCAGAUAGAGAAUUAUUUAGUUUAUUAUCUGAUUUUUAUUUAAAUCCUGUUGAUAAAACUAAAGAUAAAAAAGAAAAUAAAAAAGAAGAUAAAGAAAAUUCAGCCGAUUUUACAUGGUUAUGA
Molecule: messenger RNA, 888 nt
Organism: Physcomitrium patens
Lineage: Eukaryota; Viridiplantae; Streptophyta; Bryopsida; Funariales; Funariaceae
Source: the annotation of a RefSeq genome assembly